Messenger RNA from Momordica charantia (bitter melon), 2566 nucleotides. RefSeq names its product cell division protein ftsH. Gene Ontology annotation, biological process: proteolysis. The record is from RefSeq and is a predicted model, not a curated record. Gene Ontology annotation, molecular function: ATP-dependent peptidase activity; metalloendopeptidase activity; ATP binding. Gene Ontology annotation, cellular component: chloroplast thylakoid membrane. Lineage: Eukaryota; Viridiplantae; Streptophyta; Magnoliopsida; Cucurbitales; Cucurbitaceae.
GUUGUAUUUUUCCCCUCCAUUUUUCAGCGAACCCCAAAAGGAAAACCCAAGGAAGCGUGGAUGGAUAAGAGAGAGAUGAUUUCAUUUUCAAAUGAUAUGUUCUGUUCUGUUCCUUAAAAUUUACUCAAAAUUCAUCCCUCCCUUGUGUAAAAUCGCAGCCCCAAUUCCCGAUUUUCCAUAAAUCGACAUCCCUGGAUGUCAUUUUCCAUCCUUCUGAGCCACAUACGCCAAACCCACAUUCAUCUUCUUGAUCUUAAACCUAAAAACCCUGCAACUUCCUCUUGCCAUGACAUUCUCAAGCAUCCAAACCCCUGUAUUUCCAAUCCCUUUCAACAUUUCCGAGAUACCCUUUUCUUCUUUCUCCCUCAUCUUUCUUCCCUCUUGUUCCAUUAAUCUCCCUUUUCAGUCAUCUCAAUAACCCAGGUGGGAUUUUAAUGGCGGGCCUUUCUGUUUUUUGCAAUAAUGGGUACUCUCUACCUCCAGGAAGCUUGGGAGCUCAUGUUAGCAGCGAGAGGUCCUUUUGGAGGUAUAGAAACCUUUCUUGUAGUUCUGUUGCUCUUCCUUCCGUGGCGUUUACUGCUACGUGCAGAAAUUUUAAUUCUGAGUUGCUCUGUAGUUGUAGAUUUAAGUUAAUGUUAAAUGGGCAGAGGCGAUUUUCCUGUUUAGAGUUGAGCAAGUUCUGUAAAUCACGGCGUGGAUUAUCUUGUAACUGUAAACUGGGGCAUUUGAUGAAUGAUAAAAUGCCCCAUCUGGGUAGUAGAAGAAACAACAAUUUGAGAAGAAAAUUUGCUUUGAGAUUACGCCCGAGGUUGAGAUUGUUGUCUAUAAGAUUGAGAACAGUUUCUGUUAGAUCAGCUCUGAACAAUGUAGGGACAUUUUUUAGGAAGAAUAUUAGGAAGGUGACCUUUUCUGCUUCAGUUUCCAUUGUUUUGGGGCUAUGCUAUUUGUUUCUGAGAAUAACAGCAGUCCCACCUUCUAAAAGUGUUCCAUAUUCAGAUUUCGUAACCAGCCUUCAGAAUGGAACUGUCACGAAAGUUCUACUCGAGGAGGGAUCUCGUCGGAUAUAUUUUAACCGGAGUUUUACGGAGUCUAUUCAAGGCUCAGAUAGCAAACCACCAUUAGGAGAUAUUUCUGAUGGCAGUGAUAAGGGAAUGAAUGACGAAUCAGGAACUGUUCAAUCCCCAAGAGUAAAUUUAUUGACGAAGAUUUCUAGAAGGAGAAGCCGUGCUGUGACUCCUGAGUGGCAAUUUUCGACUAGGAAAGUUGACCGUGAUGAAAAGUUUCUGCUUAGUUUGAUGAGAGAAAAGGGAACUACUUAUAGCUCAGCCCCUCAAUCGGUUUUAAUGUCGAUGAGAACUACAUUGAUAACCAUCAUAUCUUUAUGGAUUCCUUUGAUUCCUCUCAUGUGGCUUCUCUAUCGUCAACUUUCUGCAUCGAAUACCACUGCAAAAAAGCGUAAACCGAAUAGUCCAAUGGUUGGAUUUGAUGAUGUGGAAGGCGUAGACGGUGCCAAAGUGGAGCUCAUGGAGGUAGUAUCAUGUCUUCAAGGAGCCAUUAACUACCAGAAAUUAGGAGCAAAGCUUCCUAGAGGUGUACUGUUAGUAGGUCCUCCAGGAACUGGGAAAACGCUCCUUGCACGAGCUGUGGCAGGAGAAGCAGGAGUUCCGUUUUUCAGUGUAUCUGCCAGUGAGUUUGUUGAAAUGUUUGUUGGGCGAGGGGCUGCACGUAUCAGAGACCUUUUUAACGUGGCAAGAAAAUGUGCACCAUCAAUCAUAUUCAUCGAUGAACUUGAUGCGGUUGGAGGGAAACGAGGUAGAAGUUUCAACGAUGAACGCGACCAAACAUUGAACCAGUUGCUAACCGAAAUGGAUGGAUUCGAGUCAGACAUGAAAGUGAUCGUUAUAGCAGCAACUAAUAGACCCGAAGCCUUGGAUCCUGCCCUAUGCAGACCCGGUAGAUUCUCGAGAAAAAUCCUCGUAGGAGAGCCCGACGAAGAAGGGAGGAGAAAAAUCUUGGCAGUACAUUUAAGAGAAGUCCCGCUCAAGGAAGACCUGAACUUGGUAUGCAGUCUAGUAGCCUCACUAACCCCUGGUUACGUGGGUGCUGAUCUUGCAAAUAUCGUUAAUGAAGCAGCAUUACUCACUGCUCGUAGAGGUGGUGAAACCAUAACGAGGGAAGACAUAAUGGAAGCCAUUGAAAGAUCAAAAUUUGGGAUAAACAACAAGCAGGUGAGGCAUAAUUCAAUAAGCAAUGAACUGGGAAGACUUUUUCCAUGGAUGCCAUCUCUAAUGGGAAGGAAUGACAAAAAACUUCAAGGAUCAACAGAAGGGCCAUUAGGCUACCAAACUUUGAGCUGAUUAUUGGUAUGAUUUUCUUGUAUCAAAACAUAUUCAUACUUGGGCCCACAUCUGAUACUGUAACUAAAUUUCUUGUCCCAUUUUAGUACAGUGAGAAGAAUUUUACAAUCCUUUUCUCUUGAGGUGCCAUUAAUGUGUAUAGGAACAUAGGUUUUGGAAUCUUCUUGUAUGAUAGCUAAUAGUGGAUUAGACCUGACUUUAGUUACUCA